AUGGCCGACGGUCUUCAGAUGGGCAACCUUUCCAUCAACGAGUCUCAGCAUGCGCCCCAGGGCAACGCCCCCCAGGGUCGUGCUGCCUACAUUCCUCCUCACCUGCGCUCCCGUCCCGGUGCUGCUAAUGUAGAUGCUGGUCCUGCCCCUGCUGGUGGUCCUGGCUACGGUGGUCCUCGAAACGGUCCCCGCGGUGGCAACUGGGCCAACGCAAAUGCCCCCGAUUUCAGCCCUCGCCCUGCCAACGGUAAUUCCAGCUGGAUCCCCCACGGAGAAAUCCGGCCAUUCGAUCCCCAUGCUUACGGACAUCCAGGACACAGCGGCUCUUACAGUGGUGGUGGUGGUAGCGGUGGCGGCAGUGCCCCCCGUGGUUCAGGAGAUGGUCAGUGGCGCGACGGCAAGCACAUCCCCGGCCCUGCCAACGCCCGCGUGGAGCGUGAACUUUUCGGUGUUCCCAACGACCCCCUCAAGCAGCAGACCGGUAUCAAUUUUGCCAACUACGACGAUAUCCCCGUUGAGGCCUCCGGUAACGACGUGCCCGAGCCUGUCAACACUUUCACCAACCCUCCUCUGGACGACCACCUCAUCUCUAACAUUAAGCUUGCUAGCUAUGUUACUCCUACCCCUGUGCAGAAGUACUCUGUGCCUAUUGUCAUGAACGGUCGUGAUCUGAUGGCCUGUGCCCAGACCGGUUCCGGAAAGACUGGUGGUUUCCUCUUCCCUAUUCUCUCCCAGGCCUUCCAGACUGGUCCUUCGGCCGUCCCUAACCAGGCCUCCGGCCAAUUCAGCUACGGCCGCCAGCGCAAGGCUUACCCCACCUCCCUCAUUCUCGCUCCUACCCGUGAGCUGGUCUCUCAGAUCUUCGACGAGGCCCGCAAAUUCGCUUACCGCUCCUGGGUUCGCCCCUGUGUUGUGUACGGUGGUGCCGACAUUGGCUCUCAACUUCGCCAGAUUGAGCGUGGUUGUGAUCUGCUCGUUGCUACCCCUGGUCGUCUUGUCGACUUGAUUGAGCGUGGCCGUAUCUCCCUGGUCAACAUCAAGUACCUGGUUCUUGACGAGGCUGAUCGUAUGUUGGACAUGGGUUUCGAGCCUCAAAUUCGUCGUAUUGUCGAGGGUGAGGACAUGCCCCGUGUUGAGGACCGUCAGACUCUCAUGUUCUCGGCCACUUUCCCCCGUGACAUUCAGAUGCUUGCCCGCGACUUCCUGAAGGACUACAUUUUCUUGUCUGUUGGUCGUGUCGGUUCCACCUCCGAGAACAUUACCCAGAAGGUUGAGUACGUUGAGGACCAUGACAAGCGCUCUGUUCUGCUGGACAUUCUUCACACCCACGGUACCACCGGUCUCACUUUGAUCUUCGUCGAGACCAAGCGCAUGGCCGACUCUCUUUCCGACUUCCUGAUUAACCAGCGUUUCCCCGCCACUGCUAUUCACGGUGACCGCACCCAGCGUGAGCGUGAGCGUGCUUUGGAGAUGUUCCGUACCGGUCGUUGCCCCAUCCUGGUCGCCACUGCUGUUGCUGCUCGUGGUCUCGAUAUCCCCAACGUCACCCACGUCAUCAACUACGAUCUGCCCACCGACAUCGAUGACUAUGUUCACCGUAUUGGUCGUACUGGUCGUGCUGGUAACACUGGUAUUGCCACCGCUUUCUUCAACCGUGGCAACCGUGGUGUUGUUCGUGACCUGAUCGAUCUCCUCAAGGAGGCCCACCAGGAGAUUCCUGCAUUCCUGGAGAGCAUUGCUCGUGAGGGCUCUGGCUACGGUGGUCGUGGUGGCCGUGGUGGUGGCGCCCGUGGCCGUGGCUCCAGCAACGCUACCCGUGAUGUGCGUCGCUUCGGUGGUAGUGGCAUGGGCGGUGCUACCUCUUCCUUCGGUGGCAACAGCUACGGCAGUGCUCCCUCUUACGGCGGCAGCGGUGGUGGCAGCAGCUACGGUGGUGCUGCUGCUCCCUCCUACGGCGGCAGCGGUGGCGGCAGCGGUAGCUACGGUGGUGGUGCCUACGGCGGCGGCGGCGGUGGCAGCGGUGGUGGCAGCUACGGCAACCCCUCUGGCCCUACCGGUCCCUCCUCCUGGUGGUAA
Messenger RNA from Penicillium malachiteum, 2076 nucleotides. RefSeq names its product DEAD/DEAH box helicase. Lineage: Eukaryota; Fungi; Ascomycota; Eurotiomycetes; Eurotiales; Aspergillaceae. Gene Ontology annotation, cellular component: nucleus. The coding region runs from base 1 to 2076 and encodes 691 amino acids. The transcript has 2 exons. Gene Ontology annotation, molecular function: RNA helicase activity; RNA binding; ATP binding. The record is from RefSeq and is a predicted model, not a curated record.